This is a messenger RNA of Zalophus californianus (California sea lion), 4725 nucleotides long. It is a transcript of the gene ZNF211, whose product is annotated as zinc finger protein 211. Gene Ontology annotation, molecular function: DNA-binding transcription factor activity, RNA polymerase II-specific; RNA polymerase II cis-regulatory region sequence-specific DNA binding. The record is from RefSeq and is a predicted model, not a curated record. The transcript is spliced from 5 exons. Bases 352 to 2085 code for a protein of 577 amino acids. NCBI's taxonomy places the organism in Eukaryota, Metazoa, Chordata, Mammalia, Carnivora, Otariidae. Gene Ontology annotation, biological process: regulation of transcription by RNA polymerase II.
CGUCGUUCCGUGGCGGUUGUUUUAGCGGUUCGGGGGUCUGUGGGCUCCGUCAGAGGACCCGGAACAGGGGUUGGAACUCAGGCGACGGACAGGGAAGGCACGAGAGGAGGCUUUGUCCCGUGGGGAGGCGGGUCUAGGGUCGGGGAUACCGCCGCCUGCGAGGCCGGCCUGCAGACCUCGGUGCCCGCGACUGCCCGGGUCGCUCAGCUGUCAUCACUUCACUCUGCCCAGAGGCUCCGAUGGCGGCGGCCGCGCCCAGGGAGCCGCCGCAGGGACACAGGGAAGGCCUGAGCCCCUGGAAAGUCGCCGUGGUCACAUCCCUCGAAGACCUGCCUCUUCCCACAGGUUUCCAUGGUUGCAGAAGUGCUUUUGGAACCUGCACAGGGAAGUGUGACUUUUGAGGACGUGGCCCUAUAUUUCUCCUGGGAGGAAUGGGAUCUCCUAGAUGAGGCUCAGAGAUGCCUGUACCACGAUGUGAUGCUGGAGAACUUUGCACUCACAUCCUCACUAGGAUUUGGAUCUUCCAGGUCCCAUGCAGUUGCUCAGCUGGGGUUAGGGGAAGAGUCCCCUGUGCUUCCAGUCUCCACAAGAUGGGCCCCCAGAGGGCCUGACCCAGGUUGUUGGCAUGGAGUGGAGGAUGAGGAUGCGCCUUCUGAAGAGAGCAUUUCUAUAGGAGUGUCACAAAUUGGGACUCUCAAGGCAGGUUCAUCUUCCCAGAAGGCCCAGCCCUUUGAACUGCAUGGCCCAAUCUUGAGAAACAUUUUGUACUUGGCUGACCACCAGGAAACAUAUCUUGGGGAAGAACCAUAUACAUGUAGGAAACAAUUCUGUUUAACUGCCAAUCUUCAACAGUACCAGGGGCAGCACACUAGAGAGAUACCCUUCAGAAGUUAUGUGGACAGAGCCUCAUUUAUAAAGAACUGUACAGUCCACGUGUCAGGGAAGCCCUUUACCUAUGAGGAGACACGGAAGGACUUCUUAGCCAGCGUGGGAUUUCUCCAACAACAGGUCACUCACACUGGGAAGAAGCCGAACAAUGAGUGUGAGGCUGUCUUUCACAGUGGAAGAAGUCAUCACAACUGUGGAGAAUGCAAGAAAGCCUUCAGCUACACAGACACACUUGCUCAGGACCAGAGAGUUGCCACUAGAGAAGGAAUUUAUGAAUGUGGCAAAUGUGGAAAAGCCUGUACCCGAAGAUGUAACCUCAUUCAGCACCAGAAAGUCCACACUGGAGAAAGACCUUAUGAAUGCAGUGAAUGUGGAAAAUUCUUCACCUAUUACUCCAGUUUCAUUAUACAUCGGAGAGUUCACACUGGAGAAAGGCCCUACGAGUGCAAUGAAUGUGGGAAAUCCUUUAGCCAAAGCUACAGCCUCAAUAGCCAUAGGAAAGUUCACACUGGAGAGAAGCCUUAUGAGUGCAGGGAAUGUGGAAAAUCUUUCAGUCAAAGGUCCAACCUCAUUCAACAUCAGAGAGUUCACACUGGAGAAAGGCCUUAUGAGUGCAGUGAAUGUGGGAAGUCCUUUAGCCAAAACUUCAGUCUCAUUUACCACAGGAGAGUUCACACAGGAGAAAGGCCUCAUCAGUGCAGUGAAUGUGGGAAAUCCUUCAGCCGAAGCUCCAGCCUCAUUCACCACAGGAGACUUCACACUGGAGAAAGGCCUUAUGAGUGCAGUAAAUGUGGGAAAUCCUUUAAGCAAAGCUCCAGCUUCAGUUCACAUCGGAAAGUCCACACAGGAGAAAGGCCUUAUGAGUGUGGGGAAUGUGGAAAAUCCUUUAGCCAUAGCUCCAACCUCAAGAACCACUGGAGAGUUCACACUGGAGAAAGGCCUAUUGAGUGCAGUGAGUGUGGAAAGUCCUUUAGCUGCAAAUCUAACCUCGUUAAACACCUGAGAGUUCACACUGGAGAAAGGCCUUAUGAGUGUGGGGAAUGUGGAAAAUCCUUUAGCCAAAGCUCCAGCCUCAUUCAACACCAGAGAGUUCACACUGGAAAGAGGCCUACUGAGUGCAGAGAAUGUGGGAAAUCCUUUAGCUCCAAAUCUGACCUCAUUCAACACCAGAGACUUCAUACUAGAGAAAGGCCUUAGAUGUACAGGGCUGUGCAGUUUCCUUUUAGAUAAUUACACUGGAGGAGAGAUGUUGUGAGGAAGCCAUCUACCUAAAUUUAAGCCCAUACAUCUUAAAAUCCACGGUGGGGAGAUCUCCCUUUAGUUGAAGUAUGUGUGAAUCUAUAACUGUCUAGGGAUUUUGCCUGAUUUAUGUCACUGCCAGUUUCUGUGAAAGAGUUUUGUCACCUCUACCACUCAGCAGGUUCACACAGUGUGCAUUAGUACAUUAGUUACCACCACAAUGUGCCCAGGGAAGCUGCCUCUUUCCCUCCUCUUCUGCUGGAGGAAAUCAUGAUUAUUCUUAGCCCUUAUAGGGUCUUCAUUCUCUUCUUGUGUAGAAGUUAGGGCAUGGCCCAGUGGACCCAAUCUGUGUUCUGCUGGUAACUUGCCAAGAAGGACCGCAUUUUCAAGGAUGUGUUAGUUUUGUGUGACACUCCUCUUGGAUUUUCCUAUCCUCCAAGUCACCAACCUGGGAUCUCCCUGCCUCAUAUUGCUUUGGAUUUUACAGUAAUAAAGACAUUAUUGUUGGGGUUCUAUUCACUGUGUGAGGUGAUUUGAAAAUGGCUGUGCUCUGCCAGCAUUAAGGAAUGAACAGCUUUGUUGGGGUUCCCAAUGCUUUGUGUGCCUGAGAGAUGACAGUUUGAUGAAAGAAAAUAGCUCUCUUUCCAGCUUUGGCCUAAUAUACACUGUUGCCUGAGGUCUCCUAGGAAAGACUGCAGGGCCUUGUCCUAAUUUGUGAACUGGGUAUCGGGAUUUUUUUUUGUGGGCUCAGAGAACACUCUGAAGAGUCAGGAAGUUGUGACAACCUCCAGUGCUUCUGAGAACUACACGAAUUGUUUUUCUCUUUCACAGUGGAUGUCAUAUAAUGCUCAGUAGUGUUGAGGGGAAUCUCUACCCCACACCCUGCAAAGGAGCCAUGUGCCCUGAUACCCAGAAUUCUCUAGGCUAGUGUCAUGGUGAGAACACAGGGCCCUGGGGGAACUAUAAUCAGUACAAUAACACUGCAGUGGAGAAGACUGCAGCAAAGUAGAUGGCAUGUGCCCCUUUUAGCAUUGCAUCAACAAAUACUCCAAUGACUGUGACUGUGCAGAAUCAGUGUGCCCAGAAACUCUCAGGCCCUCCAGGUAUGUGCAUCUUUUGUGGCUGAGAUCUUUGUCAAAGAAAAUAAGCUGUUUUGUGGAUUCCCAUAGCCUUUCUGGUAGAGUUCACCUAAAGGCCAAUUCUACACAGAUAGGAAAACAAGCAUACAGAGAAAGGAGAUCCCUUAGUCCCUCAGUGUGGCUCUGUGACCUAGCCAAAAUUCCUGUUCACUGAGUGGAAUGGAUUUACUUGCUCAGAAAUAUUUGCUACCACUAAGGCAAGGCUGCUCCUCCAAGGUCAUCAGGAAAGAGACAGAGUCAAUAUAGGGCUGCCAAACCUGAUUUUAUGAAAAGAGUGGGAGACCUAGGGUUUUGUAUUUUUUGUUUGUUUUUUUUUGGAACUAUUUCAUAGAACUUUAUUCAGGUAUAGUUGACAUGCAAUAUACUGCACCUAUUUGAGGUGUACAGUUUAAGUUUUGACAUACGUAUAAACCCACAAAACUUCAUCAUAAUCAUGAUUAUGAACAUGUCCAUCACCCCUAAUUUGCCUCAUGUCAUUUUAUAAUCUGUCUUUCCUGUCCCCAGGCAACCUUUGAUUUACCUUCAUUUAUAAUAAAUUAGUUUGUAUUUUCUAGAAUUUUAUAUGAUCUGAGUCAUAAAGUGUUUAUUCUUUGGUUUCAUUCAUGAUUUAUAAUUAUUUUGAGAUUCUUCAAUGAUGCUUAUAUAAAUAUUUCACUCUACUGCUGCAUAGUAUCUUUUCUAUGGAUAUACCACUUGUUUAUCCAUUCAUCUGUUAGGGGCCUUUGGUACCUCGUUUUGUCGAUUGCAAAUAAAGCUGCUAGAACAUUUGUGUAUAAUUUGAUAUGUAUAUAUAUAGUUUUCAUUUCUCUUGUGUUAGUAAUUCAAAGUAAAAUGCUUGAGUCAUAAGAUAGGUGAAUGUUUAGCUCAUUAAGAAACUGCUCAAACUGAUCUAAAAUGAUUUUUUGCUUUUGCAUACUCACCAGGAGUGCAUGAGCGUUCCAGUUCUUUAACAUCCUUGCCAGUCCAUGGCAUCAGUCUUUUGGUUCAGUCUUUGGAAUUUACCCUUUUAACAAGCAAGCAGUAAUUUUAAUCGCAUUUCCGUAAGGAUUUAUGAUGUUGAACUUUUUUUUCUUGUGUUUGUCAUCUGUAUAUCUUCUUGAUAAAAUGUCUAUUCAUAUCUUUUGCCUAUUUUUUAAUGAAUUGUGGCUAUUUCCUUUUUUAUUAACAAACAGCUUAUUUUCCUCAGGUGUUUUUGUGCUAUGUACAAGGUAAGACUACAUACACCACACACUUUUAAGUUUAAUCUGCAUUAUUUACAUAUUUUCCAUUAUGUUCUUAAGUCUAGACUUUCUGUAAUACAUGUAAGUCCUGGUUUGUAGUGUCUUUUAAGUUCUCUGGUGUAAAUACUCCCACUAUGGCCAAUUUCAAGCUGUCAAUGUGAUGUCACUGAGCUCAGUUGGGAAGAGUUGCCACAGGCACAGCAUUCUAUCUCCACCCUUCUGAUCCAGGAGCUGCAAAU